Molecule: messenger RNA, 2360 nt
Organism: Oncorhynchus kisutch (coho salmon)
Lineage: Eukaryota; Metazoa; Chordata; Actinopteri; Salmoniformes; Salmonidae
Product: solute carrier family 25 member 40-like
Exons: 9
Coding region: 460-1149 (229 amino acids)
Biological process (GO): mitochondrial transmembrane transport
Cellular component (GO): mitochondrion
Source: RefSeq, a predicted model, not a curated record
UUUUACAAAUAUCAUGUUGGGUAAACUAGCUAUUCUUAUUUCACUUUAUUUAUCUAGUUGAAUGAAGCCAUGUAUUGUGGAAUUGCCCAUGAAGCACAUGUACGCAGAUACGAGCUAUAAGAAUACCGGGACAUCACAUUUUAAAAUGGGUUUGCUUUGGAUUCCGUCGCUGACAAAGAGCAAUACUACUUGUUCACUGUGGAAGAGUUGCUAGCUAAAUAAGUUAGCUAGCUUCUAAUUCCUGCAAUAUAGCUAGCAAAAAGCUUCUCUAAGGCAAGAUGAGUGGUAAUUCUGGUAAAAAUCCUGUGCCCGUCGACACCAAUGGCAUUACUCCAUUUCAACAGAUGUUGGCUUCCUGCUCAGGGGCUCUCCUGACGUCAUUGUUUGGAUGCCUUUAUUAAGAUAGUCCGCAGGGAAGGUAUCAAGUCGUUAUGGAGCGGCCUUCCUCCAACCCUUAUCAUGGCGGUCCCGGCGACAGUGAUCUACUUCACGUGUUACGACCAACUGCGUGCUGCCCUGAGGGUCAGGAUGGGGUCACACGCUGAGGAGGCGCCUCUACUAGCAGGCGCCCUCGCCAGAGUGGGCUCUGUGACAGUGAUCAGUCCGUUGGAGCUGAUCCGUACUAAGAUGCAGUCCCAGAGAAGUUCGUACAGGGAGCUGAGUGAGGUUAUCCACUCUGCAGUACGCAACGAGGGCUGGCGGUCUCUCUGGAGGGGCUGGGGACCCACACUGCUUAGAGAUGUGCCCUUCUCAGCCAUGUACUGGUAUAACUAUGAGAAGGGGAAGGCGUGGCUGUGUAAGCACAACCACAUCAGAGAGCCAACGUUUGCCAUCACCUUCAUAUCCGGAGCGGUGUCUGGAUCAAUCGCUUCCAUAGUAACUCUUCCCUUCGAUGUCGUGAAGACCAGGAGGCAGGUGGAGAUAGGGGAACUCCAGGCUAUGAAUUUGUCGUCCAAGGCCUCCUCCUCUACUCUCAGUGUGAUGACCAAGAUUGUGGCUGAGAACGGAGUGGGUGGACUGUUUGUAGGUUUCCUUCCCAGGGUGAUCAAGGUGGCCCCAGCCUGUGCCAUUAUGAUCAGCUGUUAUGAGUUUGGGAAAGCCUUCUUCCGCAAGCACAACCAGGAGAGGCUGCUGACCAGCACCACCUGACCUGACUAGGGCCUCUCACACACACAAACCACCACCAUAGACAAUACCAAGAACACAAUCAGCCAUCGCCAACAGUAGGUAUUGGCUACCUUUCCCUGGGUCCUUAGAGAUUUUCAGGUGUAACUUUGCAUGCCUGUGUCCUCCCAGCUGCUUAGACACUCCAACACUCCUCACUGUUAUAAAGUGUUCAAGUGUGAUCUGUCAUGGGACUAGCUGGAAGUAGCUAAUGUUGGCGUUUAGGACCGAAGAACACCAGGACUUGAUUCUGUUCCAAAGCAGGUAAUACUGGCAGACAUGAAAACAAUAUUGAAGACAAAUAUACAAAAAUGUUCUUAUAUUUCUCAAUCAAGGUAUACUGCUCUUAAUCACCAUACUAAUUGUGACAAGAGAAAAUAGUAAAAGAGCACAGAUUUUAUUUGAAAUAUUUUCACAACUACUUAAAUUAUUUGCAUAAUCUUUUUCCUGUGCACCCAUGAUGAAAUAUCAUGUUAUGAAGUGCAUUUAAUUACACUGGCCUGUAGGUGUUAGAGACUUAUCUGUAACCAGAAACUGAGUGGGUCAUAUUGGACAAGUGUUUUAUCCCAUUAUGUUAGUUAUUGAGGUAUGGGGGUUGUGUGCACUGUGCCAUCCGGGGUCUGACAGUAAUAAUAAUCAUUUGAUGGAUGCGUAUAUUUGUCCUUUUUCACACAUGUACACGUGUGUAUCAUACCCAUGGCUGAAAUGGGGAAAUGUCUUUUUUGCAUAUCCCGAUACCCUCGGAGAGCGGAGUCAGGGACAGUAGAGAUGAGGGUCAAAGCUGUGGAUGAGGCGGGAUAACUUCUGGUUAGUAGUCUCUGUCCCGCAGAACCCCCUCUCAUUCCCUGCCGCUUUCUCUCUCUCUCAAUUCAUGACCCUAACUCUCACCUCAUUCUCAACCCUAUUGGAAGAGAAGGCCCAAGGUCCUUCAGGAUACAUGUUCUGUUCAGUGCCAGACUGCCAGUUUAAACCUGAAAUUCAACUCUUCACUUGCACCUCUUCCAGAAUCCCAUAUUCAAUCCCCAGUCAGCCAGACAUGGACUGUGAACUGUGACAACCUGUACAUGUUCUCAAAACAUGUAGCAAUGAUAUAUAUUUCUAUUGUUUAAUAUAUUCUACAAUGAUCACCUGUAGUGACACGUUUUCCAACUUUGUACAGAAAUACAUAGAAUAAAAGUCCAAUUUUGACAGUUGAA